Messenger RNA from Radiomyces spectabilis, 2443 nucleotides. Its product is annotated as rab-GTPase-TBC domain-containing protein. Gene Ontology annotation, biological process: activation of GTPase activity. Gene Ontology annotation, molecular function: GTPase activator activity. Lineage: Eukaryota; Fungi; Mucoromycota; Mucoromycetes; Mucorales; Radiomycetaceae. The transcript is spliced from 14 exons. Bases 161 to 2443 code for a protein of 760 amino acids. The record is from RefSeq and is a predicted model, not a curated record.
CAGAUUUAUAGGUGGCAAAAAAGGCAAAAUUCCUGCAUAUCCGUGACUGGUGCUUGGCUCGCAAGCCAAGAAAGCUGUUUCAUUGCGGAAAUGCUUCUUGCACUCUCUUUCGCUUUCUGCUUUGGUCACGAACUAAAAGUCCUUUCCCUUCUUAUAAACAAUGGGUGAAGGAAAUACAUCCGCAGAUAGUUUCUCCUUCGUUCACGACCCGCACGCUGCUCAAACUACAGCCACCGCUCCUCAUGUCGACCGUGACAUUCCAGUCAAACUGUUGUACUCGAAAUCCAAAGUGUAUGUGCAUCCGUCUUCCAAUGUCCAAGACUUCAUUCCAGGCUAUUUGUCGAUAGUCGGAAAAGCAUCACAUGAAUAUCUUGUGGCCUGGACACCAGAAGCACUUAUUCCAACGAAAGAUUUGGAAGCAUUUGUGCAAGUCAACCAAGCAGCAAAAAUUCAACCUUUCGAUUUAGUUUCGACGGUGAUGAUACCCUCCGAUAGCGAUAUCCCAGAAGUUUGCAAUCUGUAUGCGCUAUCAAUUUCUGUGCAUGAUAUAUCUUCAUUUUUGAUUACUGCACCUUCUAUCAAACAAUGGUAUGGCAAUAUUGUGAUCAAUUUUAAAGAUGGCCACUCGUCAGCACCUCUAUGGUUCCAUGAUGAUGAAAGCCGCAGCACGGUGCUUCAAAAAAAGACCCAAGGAGGAAAGUUUUCAGCUGAUCCUCAGGAUAAACAACAGCUACGCUGGGGUGGCGACGAGUUUAUGGAACGGCUUUCCAAAAUUCUACCUAUUGCUCGCUCUUCCGAAUCUUCCAAUCUCUAUAUUGUAUCAAAAGAGAAGGUCGAGGAAUCGUUCGAUGAGAAAAAACCGCUGGCGCCUCAAAGUGCAGACAAACCAACGGCAAGAGCCACCGCUUCCUCAGCUGGUCCUCAUCGAUCGCCUUCGGUGUUUGAAUCGACACAAAUGGAUCCUUUUGUAGCGACACUGAAAGAAGCGAAAUGGAAUUUACUUGAAAAAUUCUCUCGAGUGACCAAAUUUUCUCGUGAAACUGCAGCCAAUAUUCUCGGUCAUCCGGCAUCAAAAUCAUUUAUGCCCCUACUGCCACCGGGGAUGCAAUCAAUGGCCCAUAACGAAACAGUACAAAAAACCAUGGAAGACUACGAUUCUGCUCGUAUUUUCUUGGCAAAAUGGGCGGCAGGACUGGCCGCUCAGUCGGAGCAGGCCACACCAGUGGAGCGACGAUAUCGAAAUGUAGGCGUUUGGGGCCAUGAUGGUUGGGAAGAAAACACAGCACUUGGAGUUUUUGAAAUCCUGAAUUCUGAGAAUGAUUUAUCCAUUCCAACACAUACCCGAACACCACCUGUCACUGCGCAACAGUGGCGCUCAUUUUUCGACGACGAUGGUAAACUUACGGUAGGUUUACCCUACGUUCGCAAAGCCAUCUUUUGCGGUGGCAUGGUCCCGGAAAUACGUAAAGAUGCUUGGUUAUUCCUGAACCAUGUAUUUCCCUGGGAUUCCACAUCAACCGAACGUCUCCAGAUGCGAAAAGACAAAAUUGCCACUUACGAAUCCCUCAAAGCAAAAUGGAAAAAUAAUGACAGUGUUCUGUCCAGCGCCAAAUUUCAGGAUCAAAAACAUAGAAUAGACAAGGAUGUGCAUCGUACGGACCGAACCGUUCCCUUCUACGAAAAAGACGACAUCGCCACACCCGAUCACGCGGUAUACGCCACAACAAACGAGAAUCUCGAAACGCUGAAGAAUAUUCUCUGCACCUAUAACAUUUACGAAACCGAAUUGGGUUAUGUGCAAGGCAUGUCGGAUCUUUUAUCGCCUCUCUAUGCGGUGAUUCAGGACGAGCCCAUGUCGUUUUGGGCAUUUGCAGGGUUCAUGGAACGCACUAAGUCGAAUUUUUAUUUGGAUCAAUCCGGCAUGCACAGCCAAUUGUUAACCAUGGAUCUUCUCUUGCAAUUUAUGGAUCCGAUUCUGUACAAACACUUUCAGCGUACCGAUAGCCAAAAUCUAUUCUUCUGUUUCCGGUGGUUAUUGGUCUGGUUUAAGCGCGAAUUCGAAUGGGAUGACGUGUUGACAUUAUGGGAAGUGUUGUGGACCGAUCAUCUAUCGUCUCAAUUCCAUUUAUUUGUUGCUUUGGCUAUUUUAGAUCAGCAUCGCGACGUGAUCAUUGAUUACCUCCAAACAUUUGAUGAGAUUCUAAAGUACAUCAACGAUUUAUCAAUGACAAUGAACGUACAAGAAAUAUUGCAGAGAGCCGAAAUCCUUUUCUACCAAUUUCGGCAACGCGUAGAGGCAGUGGAUAACAAACGUGGGCAAUUGCGUUCAAUUAUGUCGAAAGAAGCGGUCGGGGACGAGCAGCAACGUAAAGACGCUCAGGCCGAUCUUGAAAGAUUACCAAUAAUCAAUGACUUACUCCGCGAAUUACUGGUAAAAUCAUGA